This is a messenger RNA of Zingiber officinale, 1104 nucleotides long. RefSeq lists its product as uncharacterized. The transcript is spliced from 7 exons. The record is from RefSeq and is a predicted model, not a curated record. Lineage: Eukaryota; Viridiplantae; Streptophyta; Magnoliopsida; Zingiberales; Zingiberaceae. Bases 1 to 1104 code for a protein of 367 amino acids.
AUGGCUCCUAAGCGUCGAAGUAAGAGGAAAUCUCAUUUUAUACUUCAACCUGAGGUAAAUAUGCAACCACCAACUAUGAGUACAAAUCACACUGAUCAACAUUCAAUUGAGAAAGAUGGUCAAAAUAUACAAGGUACGCUGAAUAACCAAAGAGAUACACUUUCAAAUCAACUUCAUGUCGAUGUGCAAGAUAAUAUCCCAUAUGUUGAAAACAUGACUUUAGUUCUAGAUCAAAAUGUUGAUAUGAAUGAAACAUCUAAUGAAGAGUUAUCAAUUCAAGUUCUGUUACAGCAGAGAGAUGAAAGAGCUCAUGCAGAACAAUAUAUGAGACUAGUUGCAUUUUGGAACACAGAAAAAUCAAAGGAAAAAGAAAAGGGGCACCCUCCAACACGAGUCGAAUUAUUUCAGGCUUGCUUUACUCAUGCCAAUGGAAGUCCCUCAAGUAAUGUUGUAGCAGAAAAAUUGGUUGCAAUGAAUGAACUAGCAAAUCAACUUCCUGAAGAUUCUAAUGAUCCAGUGAGUCAAAAUGAUAUAUUUGCUCAAAUUAUCGGACCAGAUAGACCUGGCCGAGUACGUAUGCUUGGUGAUGGUGUUAGUCCAUCUGAUUUAUGGGGAGAAGUUCCUAGUCGUGACACAUGCAAUCGACUAGUGAUGGAACAGAAGACAAAAUUAGAAAAAAUGGAUGAACAAGUUAAAAAGCAAGGCCAACAUAUUGCAAUGUUAGAAGCAAAGAUUUCUGAUCAAGCAAACCAAAAUCCUAUUUCAAAUUGCAAUAAUAGUCAACACACAUCAUCAAGUAGUAAUCCACAAACUUCUAUUCCUUCUCGUCCAUCUUUACGGAUUGGAUGUUCUGUCUUGAUCAAAAGUUUAUUUGAUUCAACAAAAAUUGUGGCAAAAGGAGUGCUUCAUAGCAUGGAUCCAAAUACUACAGUAGGAAGACAGACACUAGGACCAAAUUGGUGUGAAGUACAAGUACAAGUUUUCCUAAAACCAGAAGAGAGUUUAAUUAGACCUUAUGAUUUUUUACAGAGGUUUGAGGAUACACUUGGAGGAAUGAUAGCUUGGCCAUAUCAUUUGUUAACAGUAAACGAAGACUACUAUUAG